CCUACUCCCAACAUCCACUUGUGCGGUCGGGUUCAGUGGUGUUCAUCAAUCAAGAGAUCAACAUGCUGUCUGCGCUGCGAUCUGCCGGCGCCGCCCGCCGCGUGCGCUCCGUCGCAACGAUUCAUCGUGCCAUGAGCACAAAGACAAGUGAUGACAAGCGCUACAGACCUGUGAACGAAGUGCCGGAGAGCGUCCUGCAAAACGUGCAUUCAGACAAGGUGUUUUCUCCUGGCUUUUCUAUCAAGGGGCAAACCACGCAAGGCCGCGCUGCGUACUUGGAUGUCCAAGCGACCUCUCCGUUGGACCCUCGUGUGUUGGACAAGAUGAUGCCACACUUGACGCACAGCUACGGCAAUCCGCAUUCCCGCACGCACAGCUACGGGUGGGACGCGGAUAGGGCGGUGGAACACGCACGCGGCCAGGUCGCGGCCCUGAUCGGUGCCGACGCGAAGGAAGUGAUGUUCACGUCUGGCGCGACCGAAUCGAACAACACGAUCAUCAAAGGUAUCGGUCGGUUCUACAAGUCCAAGAAGAAGCACGUGAUCACGACUCAGAUUGAACACAAGUGCGUGUUGGACUCGUGCCGUGUGCUGGAAGCCGAGGGCUUUGACGUAACGUAUCUGCCCGUGCAAACCAACGGAUUGGUGGACAUCGACGUGUUCAAGGCGGCGAUCCGUCCCGACACGGUAUUGGCGUCCGUGAUUGCCGUCAACAACGAAAUCGGUGUGUUGCAGCCGCUGGCGGAACUCGGCCGCAUCUGCCGCGAACGCAAGGUGUUCUUCCAUACGGACGCCGCGCAGAUGGUGGGGAAGCUCCCCAUCGACGUGGACGCAAUGAACAUUGACGCGAUGUCCAUCUCCGGCCACAAGGUGUACGGCCCCAAGGGCAUCGGCGCCAUGUACAUCCGCCGCCGUCCCCGCGUCCGCUUGGAACCGAUUUUGUCGGGCGGGGGCCAAGAGCGCGGGCUACGCAGCGGCACGUUGCCGCACCCGCUGUGCGUCGGCCUGGGCGAAGCGUGUGCUGUGGCGCAGCGCGAAAUGGAACACGACCACAAGUGGGUGUUACAUCUCGCCGAGAAGCUGCAGAAAGGCAUCCACGACGCGAUCCCGCAUGUGAUUUUGAACGGCGACAAGGAACACCGAUACUGGGGCAACGUCAACCUGAGCUUUGCGUACGUCGAAGGCGAGAGUUUGCUCAUGGCGCUUAAGGACAUUGCCGUGUCGAGUGGCAGUGCGUGCACGAGCGCGUCGCUGGAACCUUCGUACGUGCUGCGCGCCAUUGGCGUCGGGGAAGACCUGGCGCACACGUCGAUCCGCUUUGGAUUGGGUCGUUUCACCACGGAAGAGGAAGUGGACUUCGCCGUCGCGCUCUGCGUCAAGCACGUCAGCCGGCUGCGUGAGAUGAGUCCGCUGUGGGAGAUGGUGCAGGAAGGCAUUGACCCUAGCACGAUCCAGUGGACCCAAGAUGCUCAUCAUUGAGAAGGUUCAAUGCAGCAUGCCGUUUCUUCAUUGAACUGGGGAAGCUCCGUUUAGAUUUUAAUUUUGACCAAUCAUAUGCCCUAUUGUACUUUAAAUGCGGUUUAAGCAUUCCUUUUACGAGUCAA
Molecule: messenger RNA, 1603 nt
Organism: Aphanomyces astaci
Lineage: Eukaryota; Oomycota; Saprolegniomycetes; Saprolegniales; Verrucalvaceae
Product: cysteine desulfurase, mitochondrial
Exons: 2
Coding region: 63-1478 (471 amino acids)
Biological process (GO): [2Fe-2S] cluster assembly
Cellular component (GO): mitochondrion; cytosol
Molecular function (GO): pyridoxal phosphate binding; cysteine desulfurase activity
Source: RefSeq, a predicted model, not a curated record